UGUUGACUCAAAAUUCAGUAAACUCCGCGCCGUUUUUCCUCCACCGGCAUGGAUAAGAUUAUGUCCUACUACUUCUUACAGAGAAUAGCAAUCCAAGCUCCAUUCGUCCAUGGAGCUCUGCAAUGUAUUCUCUAUCACCACUCCCAUGAAACUAAAACACUCAUAUCCCAAUCUCAAAACCCAAGCCCGUUUAGUUAAAUGCUCGGCGGAUACUACGAAUCGCCGACUCAAACUCGCGGAGUCACUCCAGGACGAGACGUUCAGGAUUCUCGAAUGGCCGUCGGUGUGUACCCAGGUUUCUUCCUUCACUUCUACCACCAUGGGAACUUCGGCUGCCCUAGAUGGUCUAGUUCCUAUAGGAAGGAGUCCAGAGGAGAGCCGGAGGCUCCUCAAUCAGACGUCCGCUGCAUUUGCGCUUCCUUUUCCGCCUGAUUUCUCCGGAAUCGAAGAUGUUUCGGAUAUCAUCGAGUCUUCAGUCGCUCGUCAGUUGCUUUCCAUAAGAGAAAUUUCUGCGGUAAAACGGACUUUCCGAUCGGCUAGGGAUCUGUUCGAACAGUUGAAGAAGAUUUCUCUCCAAUCGGAAAGGUACUAUCCUCUGCUUGAAAUUCUUCAGAAUUGCAAUUUUUUAACGGAUCUGGAGCAGAAAAUAGAGUACUGUAUAGACUCCAAAUUCUCAACCAUACUCGACAGAGCCAGUGAAGAUCUAGAGAUCAUUAGGUCAGAAAGAAAAAGCAACAUGGAAGAUCUGGACUCUCUGUUGAAAGACAUAUCAACUAAGAUUUUUCUAGCCGGAGGUAUUGACAAACCAUUGGUAACCAAACGUAGGUCAAGAAUGUGUGUUGGCAUCAGAGCUUCUCAUAAAUCAUUACUUCCAAAUGGUGUCGUUUUGGAUGUUAGCAGCUCUGGAGCAACAUAUUUCAUGGAACCCAAAGAGGCUGUAGACUUGAACAACAUGGAAGUAAGGCUUUCAAAUGCUGAGAGGGUUGAAGAACAAGCCAUAUUAGGGUUGCUCACAUCUGAAAUUUCACAAUCAGAGUCUGAGAUUAAGUACUUGUUAGAUAGAGUUUUAGAGGUUGAUUUUGCAAUUGCAAGAGCUGCUCAUGCUCGAUGGAUCAAUGGAGUAUGUCCACUCAUAUGUGGUUCUGGUUCUGUAGAUAUUGAAGGUAUACGCCAUCCUUUGCUUCUUGAAGCCUCUCUGAAACAAGGAGUGAUGGGUCAUCAAUCUUUUGAUUCAUUACCAUUUCCUGUUCCUAUUGACAUCAAAGUCAGAGAUGAAACAAGAGUGGUUGUGAUCUCAGGGCCUAACACUGGAGGAAAAACUGCUUCCAUGAAAACAUUAGGAUUGGCAUCUAUUAUGCUGAAGGCUGGCAUGUAUUUACCUGCUAGAAAUCAACCAACCCUUCCAUGGUUUGAUCUUAUUUUAGCAGAUAUUGGAGAUCACCAGUCUCUGGAACAAAGCCUCUCAACUUUCAGUGGCCACCUGUCACGAAUUUGCAAGAUGUUGGAAGUGACCUCAAGACAAUCACUCAUUCUUAUCGAUGAAAUUGGAAGUGGAACUGAUCCAUCAGAAGGGGUGGCACUUUCCACCAGCAUAUUAGAGUAUGUUAAAGAUAGAGUCAACUUAGCAGUAACAACUACACAUUAUGCAGAUUUAUCUCUUUUAAAGGAAAAGAAUUCCCAAUAUGAGAAUGCAGCAAUGGAGUUUUCUUUAGAGACUUUACAACCCACGUACAAAAUACUUUGGGGAAGCACAGGCGAGUCAAAUGCAUUGACCAUUGCUAAAUCAAUAGGGUUUGAUGAAAAAAUAGUUGAACGAGCACAAACAUGGGUGAAAAGAUUGAUGCCUGAUAAGGCUGAGAAGCGAAAAGGUUUGCUUUAUCAGUCGUUAAUGGAAGAAAAAAAUAGAUUGGAAAUUCAGGCUAACAGAGCUGCAGAUAUAUAUUCGAAUACCAUGACUCUGUAUAAUGAGAUCAGGGAUGAGGCAGAUGAUCUUGUGGGACGUGAGGCUGCUCUUAAGGCGAAGGAAACUCAAAAAAUCCAAAAGGAAAUAGCAACAGUGAAAUCUCAGUUAGAGAAAAUAGUGGAGGAUUUUGAAGCUCGAAUUAGAACUACAAGUAUUGAUCAACUUAAUACGCUUCUUAAGGAAUCCGAAUCUGCCAUUUCAUCAAUUGUUGAAUCUCACAAGAAUGCUGAAGAGUCAUCUGUCAUAAAAACCGAUAGGUCUACAUUUACAGUAAAGCUUGGAGACCAAGUAAUUGUGAGCGGAUUAGGAAACAAACAGGCAACUAUAGUCGAGCCACCUGGCACAACCGAUGGCACUGCCCUUGUUCAAUAUGGAAAAAUUAGGGUUCGUGUGAAUCUAAACACCAUAACACCUCUUCCCAACACUGAUAUCAUUCAGACUCCAAAUUCAAAAUCAAACAUAAAAAAACAGGGAGGGACACGGAGGAUUAAAAGCCUUAAGAAUUUAUCAGAGGGAAGCAAUAGUGAAGUGGUUUCGUAUGGACCGGUGUUGCAGACAUCAAAAAACACGGUUGAUUUACGUGGUAUGCGAGUGGAGGAAGCGUCUCACAAUCUUAAUUUGGCGAUUAAUAUAACCGGGUCUAGCUCGGUUUUGUUUGUAAUCCAUGGGAUGGGUACGGGAGUUGUGAAGGAAUGCGCGCUCCAAAUAUUAAAAAAACAUCCGCGGGUUGUCAAGUUUGAACAGGAUGGUCCGACUAAUUAUGGCUGUACAGUUGCUUACAUCAAAUGAAUAUGCGGUAUGUAAUGUGCAUAAAAUGUCAUUUAAGAAUUUGCUUUUUUAUUUAGGAAAAAUACAGAAAAUCGUAUUGAUUUGGCCAUCUAAUUAUUUUUGUAGUUAAAUCGU
Lactuca virosa is the source of this 2866-nucleotide messenger RNA. Lineage: Eukaryota; Viridiplantae; Streptophyta; Magnoliopsida; Asterales; Asteraceae. The record is from the annotation of a GenBank genome assembly.